AUGGCAGUACCAUGCAGAUGUGGAGGUCGGAUUACUCUUCGAGAGAGACCUCGAAAAGGAAUUCCGCUUGGUGUUUUAUCCCUUCGCAACGAACGGGCAAGCAGAGAACCUAGGCACCGUCUUUGGUUUUCUAUAGCAGGACAAAGAGGCACAGGGAGGAACACACUGGCCACUCGUUUUAAUGCAAUGAACGGAGACGAGUUCAUGCCAGGUGAUGUUGUUGUUCAGAAUGAAUACCUAUUCUCCAUCGAUUUGAGUACUCGUCCGGUACUAAAUGAGACUGGACUUGUUCAUGUCGGAAUUUUAAUCGAUCCUCCGCCAUUGGAAAGUGAAUUCGAACAACGCCCUUCUGGAAGUAUCCGAGCAUUUAUUUUUCUGUUCGAUGUAAGCGAUUAUGAAACAAUAGAUGAAGCUAAUGUUUUGUUUGAUGAAUUGGAAAGAGAUGCAGGUGAAAAUAUAUUCCCAUUCAUAUUUGUGGGCAAUAAAAGUGAUCGUAGAGAAAGUCCAGAUGAAUUCCCAGUAUGUAUACCGUAUUCGUAUGCCGAGACUUUUGCAAGGGCUUUCGGCGCACUCGGGUACUAUGAAUGCUCUGCUUUAAGGAAUACUGGCGUUGGGCCAAUAUUAGAUAUGAUCCUUCGAUUAAUAACUAGGUGA
Argiope bruennichi is the source of this 654-nucleotide messenger RNA. RefSeq lists its product as uncharacterized. Lineage: Eukaryota; Metazoa; Arthropoda; Arachnida; Araneae; Araneidae. The transcript has a single exon. Bases 1 to 654 code for a protein of 217 amino acids. Gene Ontology annotation, molecular function: GTPase activity; GTP binding. The record is from RefSeq and is a predicted model, not a curated record.